CCUGCGGGCCUCGGCCGGACUUCCGGGUCGCGCGCCUGCUGGCUGCGGCGGACGACCCUCGGAGGUCUCGCCCCCGGCCUGGCGCCCAACCGUCCCCGCGUGGCCGUUUCCGCGGAAGCUGGCGCUCCCGGGGCCUGGGUGCGCGGCGGGAGCAGCGGGCUGUGUGCGCGGAGCGCCAGGGCGCUGGCAAUGUCCAUCUUUUUGAGUUGGUUCCCACUAAAGAACUGAAAAGCUCAAUUUCAGAAACCAAGAUUGGUAGCUUCUGUAGAAAAAAGUCAGAUCUGGCGGCACUGGACCCAGACUCCCGGGUGUCACCCACCACCUAGAGCUCCCCCCGCAGGCCCCGCCAUGUCCGGGCCCCAGACCCCGGAGCCGACCCUCGAGGGGCAGGCAGACGCCUCCGUGGGCUCGCCAGACGAGGACGCGGCCGACGGGACCCAGCACUCGCACCGCAUGCUCAGCUUCAGCGACGCGCUGCUGUCCAUCAUCGCCACCGUGAUGAUCCUGCCCGUGACCCACACAGAGAUCUCCCCGGAGCAGGAGUUUGACAAGAGUGUCCAGAGGCUCCUCGCCACCAGGAUUGCUGUGUACCUGAUGACCUUCCUCAUCGUGACUGUGGCCUGGGCGGCCCACACGAGGUUGUUCCAAAUUGUUGGGAAAAUAGACGACACGCUGGCCCUGCUCAACCUGGCCUGCAUGAUGACCAUCACCUUCCUGCCGUUCACAUUUUCCUUGAUGGUGGCCUUCCCCGAGGUGCCUCUGGGCAUCUUCCUGUUCUGCGUGUGUGUGACCGCCAUCGGGGCCGUGCAGGCGCUGAUCGUGCUCUACGCCUUCCACUUCCCGCACCUCCUGAGCCCCCAGAUCGAGCACUCUGCCCACCGCGGCCUCUACCGGCAGCACAUCCUGGGCAUUGUCGUGCGGGGCCCCGCACUCUGCCUGGCCGCCGCUGGCUUCUCCCUCUUCUUCUACCCCGCGUCAUACCUGCUGAUGGCCACGGUCAUCUUCCUGCCCUACGUGAGCAAGGCCGCCGGCUGGUGCAGGGCCCAGCUUGUGGGCCCCAGAGAGCCCCCGGCUCACAGCGUGGAGGUCUUCACCUUCGACCUGCACCAGCCGCUCAGCAAGGAGCGAGUGGAGGCCUUCAGUGACGGGGUCUACGCCAUUGUGGCUACUCUGCUCAUCCUGGACAUCUGCGAGGACAACGUCCCGGAUGCCAAGGACGUGAAGGAGAAGUUCCAGGGCAGCCUGGUGGCCGCGCUGGGCGAGUCCGGGCCGCACUUCCUGGCCUACUUCGGCUCCUUCGCCACGGUGGGCCUGCUCUGGUUCGCCCACCACUCGCUGUUCCUGCACAUCCGCAGGGCCACGCGGCCCAUGGGGCUGCUCAACACACUCUCGCUGGCCUUCGUGGGCGGCCUGCCCCUGGCCUACCAGCAGACGUCAGCCUUCGCGCAGCAGCCCCGGGACGAGCUGGAGAGCGUGCGCGUCAGCUGCGCCAUCAUCUUCCUGGCCAGCAUCUUUCAGUUCGCCAUCUGGACCACGGCCCUGCUGCGGGAGGGGGAGACGCUGCAGCCCUCGGCACGCUUCGGGGGCCGCGAGCACGCGUUCAUGUUCGCCAAGCUCGCCCUGUACCCCUGCGCCAGCUUGCUGGCCUUCGCCUGCACCUGCGUGCUGAGCAGCUUCAGCACGGCCAUCUUCCACGCCAUGCAGAUCGCGGUGCCCUUCGCCUUCCUGCUGCUGCGGCUCCUGGUGCGCCUGGCGCUGGCCGGCCUGCGGGCCCUGCGGGGCCUGCUGGGGCCUGCGCGCGCGCGCCCGGCGCCGGGGGCCGCGGACGAGGCCCAGUCCCUGCUGCUCCCUGCCCCCUGCUAGCGCCGCCCCACCCCGCCCCACCUCGAGGGCCUCGUGAAGAUUCCUGUUCUGCCUCAGAUUACUUCCACUUUGCAGAGAAGAGUCUCAAGGCAGCUUCACUGUGUUGCUUGUGCCCGUUGUCCGCUCGAGCCAGCAGCGAUGAGCCGCAGAGGGCUGGCAGGAGGCGGAGGCCCAGCCCCUCCCUGGACUCAGUCUACACCCCAGUGCAGAGGCCCCAGCAGGCUGCCAGAGCACCCCCCACCCUCCACAACUCGCCCCGGGCACAGCGACGCAGGAGACGGACAGCAGCAGGGUGGGUGCCCAGACUCUAUUUGUCCAAGAUAUAAAUUACGGUCACCUUCAGGGGGUAGGUCACACACGAGGGAGGGGUGCAGAGCUCACACAGACUCAGACUCGCUUACACGCAGGGCGCUCGUCCACCCGAACCACAGUGACAGACAGUUCCCAUCAACCGGUGCAGCUGCAAAGCAGAAGCUGACUCCACCCCCAGGAGCGCAGGCCCGAGGGACGCACACCGGGCACUGGAGGCCUGCGGCCCUCGUGGUGCCCGUGUCUGGGUAGCUUUGGCACGAGCUUGGCGGGCACAGGGCUGGGCAGGGCUGUGUCUGAGAUCGAGGCCAGUCUCAGGGUGAGGCCGCCACCCAGGGUGCGGGCCUGGCAGAGCCAGCGCCAAGGCAGAGGGGCCUCCGGACCCCUCUUCCCAGCCUCGGGGUCCCCAGGCAGCUGGGCCCGGCUCCUCCAGGGCCGAGACAGGGCUCUGGGCCGGCUGGACUCCGGGGCUCUGAGUGACCCCCCCGCAGCCCAUCUGCGUCCCCCGUCCCCACGCGGAGAAGCAUAGAGAUGAGUCUGCUCGGUGGACACGGAACCCGCGUGCUGACUGCUGACACGUCGGGGCGAAGCGCUUUCCCCAGCCGAUUAAACCUCUCCCGCCGC
Capra hircus (goat) is the source of this 2796-nucleotide messenger RNA. It is a transcript of the gene TMEM175, whose product is annotated as transmembrane protein 175. The transcript has 11 exons. Gene Ontology annotation, cellular component: endosome; lysosome. NCBI's taxonomy places the organism in Eukaryota, Metazoa, Chordata, Mammalia, Artiodactyla, Bovidae. Gene Ontology annotation, molecular function: proton channel activity; potassium ion leak channel activity. The record is from RefSeq and is a predicted model, not a curated record. Bases 349 to 1863 code for a protein of 504 amino acids.